CUCCAUCCAAAGACACAAAUCAACCGGAUCAUUCUUUUUAGUUGGCCAGCAUAGAAUGGUUGGAUUUAAUGAGUGCACUAUAAGGUAUCACCAUGGAGGGUCCUUGUCAAUGGAAGAAGAGGUCAAUUAUAUUGGUGGGAAAUUGGAUGAGUUUGCUGUGGAUCCUGAUAAAGUAUGUCAGUGGGAUUUAUUGGGAGAUCUCAAAGACCUAGGAUAUGAUAUUAAAAAAACUAUGGAAUUAUUCUAUUUGGAUGAUGGGGGAACACUGCACAAUAUUAGUGAUGAUGUAGGAAUUGUUGGCUUAUCAGAAAUGUUAGCAAAACAUGGGACAACAGAUGUAUAUGUUGAGACAUCAUAUGCAAAUAUUGGAAAUUCCCUGCCAGAAGCAUUGCUAGGUAAUUCUAGCAAAGGUUGCAAUAGAAUAGGUGAAAUUGAAACUGUUAAUCUGGAUGCUGACCAUGACAUUCUCAGUGACAAUGACAGUGAGUCAGGAAAAGAUAAUGAUGAGACAUUAGUUGAUGUCCCAUUUAUAGAAUACAACUCAGAUGCUGAUGAGGAGAUACAGGAGGCUAGAGAUAAGGUGAAAAGGUAUGUUGAGUUCAAAAAGACAAUUCAGAAAGAAAUUGGAGAAAACAGUGGUGAUUGUGGUGAUGAAAACCAGGUUGCAGGAAAAAAUGGAGAUGACCAAGACAAUGUUAAAAAGGGUGCAGACAUUGGUAAGGUGCAUGGCUAUGAAAGUGACUAUUUAGAGUCUUCAGAUCCUGGUAGUUAUGAAGACACAAGUGAGGGUUCUAUAGGAGAUGACGCAAGAAGGCAUAGAUCCAGCGAGAGGGUGUUUAACCCAAGCAUGAAAUUGGAUGAUUUCUUUCUAGACUUAAGAUUCAAGGAUUUGAAGCAAUUCAAAAAUGAGCUGGUUGAACAUUCAACAAACAGAGGGUUUGAGUUCAAGUACCUCAAAAAUGAUUCAAAGAGGGUUAGGGCCACAUGUUCGGCUACAAAGUGCAAAUGGUUGAUCUUAUGUUCUUGGUGCAGUGGUAAAAAAAUGUUUGUUGUCAAACAUUAUGAAUCAGAACACUCAUGCUUACUUGGAGCCACAAAAAACAGGAGGGUAACAGCUCCUGUUGUAGCUAAAAGAUUUGGUGAGAUCAUCACUGCCAUGCCUUUUAUUAGGCCUAGACAUCUGAGGGCAUUAGUCAGGAAAGAAUUAGGAGUCUUCAUCACCAAUAAAGUAUGCAGAAAUGCUAGGGAUCUAGUGCUGAAAAAAAUUGAACAACAAUUUAAGGAGGAUUUUGGUGUGAUAAAUAAUUAUGCAAUGGAGUUGAAGGCAGCACCAAAAUGA
This is a messenger RNA of Dioscorea cayenensis subsp. rotundata (Guinea yam), 1339 nucleotides long. RefSeq lists its product as uncharacterized. The record is from RefSeq and is a predicted model, not a curated record. The transcript is spliced from 3 exons. The coding region runs from base 56 to 1339 and encodes 427 amino acids. NCBI's taxonomy places the organism in Eukaryota, Viridiplantae, Streptophyta, Magnoliopsida, Dioscoreales, Dioscoreaceae.